Messenger RNA from Debaryomyces hansenii CBS767, 738 nucleotides. RefSeq names its product exosome non-catalytic core subunit. The transcript has a single exon. Bases 1 to 738 code for a protein of 245 amino acids. The record is from RefSeq and is a predicted model, not a curated record. Gene Ontology annotation, cellular component: cytoplasmic exosome (RNase complex); nuclear exosome (RNase complex); nucleolus. Gene Ontology annotation, biological process: rRNA catabolic process; nuclear mRNA surveillance; U4 snRNA 3'-end processing. Lineage: Eukaryota; Fungi; Ascomycota; Pichiomycetes; Serinales; Debaryomycetaceae.
AUGUCUCGUAUGGAAUUAUACUCUCCAGAAGGGUUGAGAAUAGACGGGAGGAGAUGGAAUGAAUUGCGUCGUUUUGAAUGUCGUAUAAAUACACACCCAAGCUCAUCGGAUGGGUCAUCUUAUAUCGAACAAGGUAACACCAAGAUCAUAUGUAUGGUACAAGGGCCGAUGGAACCUAGUUUAAGAUCACAAACGAAUUCAUCUAAAGCAAGCAUAGAAAUUAAUUUAUCCGUAGCCAAUUUUUCUACGAUCGAAAGAAAGAAAAGGUUGAAGAACGAAAAGAGAUUAAUCGAGUUGAAGACGACUUUAGAAAGAACAUUCGAACAAAGUGUUAUAUGUAAAUUAUACCCAAGAACAGUUAUACAGAUAAACUUGCAUGUAUUAUGUCAGGAUGGUGGUUUGUUGGCUGGCAUGACUAAUGCAAUCACAUUAGCAUUAAUAGAUGCUGGCAUUGCGAUGUACGACUAUGUUUCUGCCAUUAAUGCUGGAUUAUACGACCAAACACCAUUAUUGGACUUGAAUACGUUAGAGGAAAAUGAUAUGAGUUGUUUGACUAUCGGAGUCGUUGGCAAAAGUGAAAAAUUAGCAUUAUUGCUUUUGGAGGAUAAGAUGCCAUUAGAUAUGUUGGAAUCUGUUUUAGCUAUCGGCAUAGCAGGUGGCCACAGAGUUCGUGACUUAAUGGAUAAUGAAGUUAGAAAACAUGGGAAUAUUAGAUCGUCUAGGUUAGUUGACCAGUAA